Closterium sp. NIES-67 is the source of this 6781-nucleotide messenger RNA. The record is from the annotation of a GenBank genome assembly. NCBI's taxonomy places the organism in Eukaryota, Viridiplantae, Streptophyta, Zygnematophyceae, Desmidiales, Closteriaceae.
GAGCAGACAUUGGACGGACAUUCCCAAGGCCAAGCUUCUCAGCAUUGCUCAACCCCUCAACGGCUCAUCCGCAGCAGCAGCAGCCCACAAUCACCAAGGGGGCCUUGCCUUGGGGAUUGUCAGAAUUCAGGAGGCACUCUCGUCUCGUUCUCACCGACCUUGGGGGAUUCUCCCAAGACUCGACCUCAGCAGUUGGUCUCGUCCUUCCGUCAUUCAAUAAGCGAAACGAAGCCAGCCACGCCUCUUCGCCUGCGAAACCUCUUCGCUUCUUCCGCGUCUUUCUCUUCAGGAUCGCAUUCAUUCGUGUCCCCUAGGAAGCAACGCGUGGUUCGAGCCAGGUCCAACGCUUCGUUGGACGUAACUAGUAGCAUCCUCGGCUGACCAGCCAGUAGCUGAUGGUUUGAGAUUAAUCCAGUCAGGCGUUUUAAGAGCAGAUUAUCGCUGAUCCGUGGUUCAGGGUGAGCCACGAUGGCACGGCGACAGUUGACGAGAUUACCUAGCAGUGGGACUCGGGAGUUUCAGGCGUUUGAAAUGGUUCCGCCUACGCUGUCCGAGAUUGAGCCUUACCUCAGGGCUGCUAACGAGAUCGAAUCUCAACGACCACGAGUCGCUUACCUAUGUCGGUUCUCGGCUUUCGAGAAGGCCCAUCGCCUCGAUCCAACGUGCAAGGGCCGUGGAGUGCGGCAGUUCAAGACAGCGCUUCUCGAGCGGCUGGAGCGGGACAACCCGUUGACCCUGGAGAAGCGGCAACGCAGCAGCGAUGCUCGGGAGAUCGCGUCGUUCUACCAGCAGUACUACCAGAACUAUGUCAAGGCCAUGGAUGACGCGGAGAACGUCGACCGGGCGGAGCUCGCUCGCGCGUACCAGACGGCCGGCGUGCUGUUCGAGGUGCUCUGCGCCAUCAACCAGACGGAGAAGUCUGAGCUCGCGCCAGAGGUUAUGGAGGCGGGCCAGCGGGUUGUGGAGCGGAAGGCGGAGUACGUGGCGUUCAACAUCCUGCCGCUGGACCCCUCCAGUGCGAAGCAGCCCAUCAUGCAGCUCCCGGAGGUGGUGGCGGCUAUGGCGGGCGUGACGAACGUGAGCGGGCUUCCCAUCCUGUGGGAGGUGCCGCCGGGGCAGAAGCUGAAGCAGUUUGACUCGCUCGACUGGCUGCGAUUCGUCUUCGCUUUCCAGAAGGACAACGUGCGGAACCAGCGCGAGCACCUGGUGCUGCUGCUGGCGAACGCGCACAUCAGCUUGAAGAACCCCCGGCCUGAACCCCUCGAGGAGCUUGACAACCGAGCGGUGGACAAGGUACUGGAAGGGCUGAUCAAGAACUACCGCAGCUGGUGCCGCUACAUCAAGUGCAAGAGCAACGUCAGCAUGGAUCCCGGGCUGACGCCUAUCCAGCAGCAGCAGAGGAAGGUGUUAUUCACGGCGCUGUUCCUGCUCGUGUGGGGAGAGGCAGCUAACCUUCGUUUCAUGCCGGAAUGCCUCUGCUACAUCUUCCACCACAUGGCAGCAGAGCUGCUGGCUGUGCUGCGGGGCAAGGGCCCCGACGCCAAGGCCCGCCUGCCCGCCUACGGGCGCGAGGCGGAGGGCUUUCUCCGCCACGUCAUCACGCCCGUGUAUGACGUGGUGUCCAAGGAGUCCCAGGCGGCGGUGGCGGGAGCGGCGCACUCGUCGUGGCGGAACUACGACGAUUUGAACGAGUUCUUCUGGUCCAAGAGCUGCUUCGAGCUGGGGUGGCCGUGGAACGCCAGCUCGCCCUUCUUCUCCGGGCCAGCGCCCAACCUGCAUGCGGGGAGCUUCAAGGGCGCUGUGAACUGCUGCCCGCUGCCAGGGAGCGAGCGCAUGGGCAAGGAGGGGUUUGUGGAACACCGCACGUGCCUGCACCUCUUCAGGGACUUUGACCGCAUGUGGGCCUUCUUCAUCUGCUGCCUGCAGGCGAUGAUCAUCAUGGCGUGGAGCCCCCCCUGGUACAGCACGUUCACCAGCAUUGACAAGUUCCGCCAGGUCACCAGCGUCUUCAUCACGCUUGCAGGGAUCUACUUUCUCAAGUCUCUGACGGACGUGUUCCUCAGCUUCGGUCUGUACCGCACCCAACCGUGGACGACCUCUCUGCGCCUGCUGCUGAAGACGCUGUGGUUCGCGGGGUGGUUCGUGGUGCUGGCGAUCUCCUACUCCAUGGCCGUGCAGGACGCGACGGGGAUAGUGUCCACCGUGCAGGGGUGGAUAGGAGUGACGGGGAGUCCGAAUGUGUACUUUGCGGUAUGCGUGCUGUACCUGGUGCCGUACGUGCUGGCGCUGGGGCUGUGGCUCAUGCCGUGCAUCCACCGGUUCCUGGAGAACUCCAACUGGAUCAUCUUCCGGGUUAUCCUCUGGUGGUCACAGCCAGCGGAGUAUGUUGGGCGGGGCAUGCAGGAGUCUCAGAUCACGAUUCUCAACUACACGCUCUUCUGGGUGGUGCUGAUAGCGGCGAAGCUGGUGUUCAGCUUUAAGUUCCAGAUCGAGCCGUUGGUGGCUCCCACGGAGCAGAUCAUGGGCACCACCAACGUGGUGUACUCGUGGCACAAGCUCGUCCCCACAGACCUCAACAUCUUCGCCGUUAUCACGCUCUGGGCGCCCAUUAUCCUGGUGUAUUUUAUGGACACGCAGAUCUGGUACGCGGUCAUGUCAACGCUGCUGGGAGGCAUAACCGGCGCGUUCCAGCGACUGGGAGAGAUCCGCAAUCUCAAGAUGCUGCGUCAGCGGUUCCGGUCGCUGCCCGGAGCGUUCAACGCGAACCUGGUGCCGGCGCAGCGGCUGCAGCGCAGCGCCUUCUCCCUGGCGCGCACGUACCGCGAGCCCGACAAGAACACCAAGGAGGCCGCGCGCUUUGCGCAGCUGUGGAACGAGGUCAUCGUCAGCUUCCGGGAGGAGGACCUCAUCAGUAACAGGGAGAUGGACCUGAUGAUGGUGCCCUACUCCUCUGGGGACCUCUCGAUUGUGCAGUGGCCGCCCUUCCUCCUCGCUAGCAAGGUUCCGCGUGCGGUGGAGAUGGCAGUGAAGGGCGCCAAGGGGCGGGACGGCGACGUGUGGCACCGCAUCUCAGCAGACUCGUAUAUGCGCUUUGCUGUGGAGGAGGCGUUUGCCACGCUGCAGCACAUCCUCACAACCCUGCUUAUUGGCGAGAACGAGAAAUUUGUGGUGAACGGGCUGCUCAAGGAAGUGAAGCGCAACAUCGACAAUGGCACGCUCUUCUCCGUGCUCCGCAUGAAGGCCCUCCCUGCCUUCAUCAAGAGUGUCGUCGAGCUGGUGCAGCUGCUAGCAGAUAUCGCCGAAGCAGAUGGGGUCAAGACUGCCGGCCGCCCCGCCACACCAGGGGCGGCGGCAGCUGGCGGUAGUGCGGGUGGGGGAGGAACAGUGUCUCCGGAUGGGAAGGGGAAGGGGAAGGAGGAGGCGGGGAGCAGCAAGGGGAACGGGGGAGGCAAGGUGGGGGGGAGUCAGGAGGAGAAGGACAGGAAGAGUGCGUUGAUCCGUGGGCUGCAGGAUCUCUUUGAGGUGUUCACCUGUGACCUUAUCUCGCAGACCAUGCGGGAAGCCAUGUCCGCACAUGGGGGCCCGCUCUCUGAAGCCCGCACAGUGCAGCUCUUUGCCGCUGCUGGCGGGGCGAAGAACCAGGGAGCGGGGAAAGUGGGGGUGCUGUAUCCCCCUCCUAGAACCCCGGCGUGGUGUGAGCAGGUGAAGCGGUUUCUCCUGCUGCUGACGUGCAAGGAAGCGGCUAUGGACGUGCCCACGAACCCAGAGGCCCGCAGGAGGAUCUGCUUCUUCACCAACUCGCUGUUUAUGGACAUGCCGCACGCGCCGCGGGUGCGCUUUAUGCCGUCUUUCAGCGUGCUGACGCCGUACUACUCGGAAGAUGUGAUGUACGGCGCGAGGCAGCUGAACGAGGAGAACGAGGACGGCGUGUCUAUCAUAUUCUACCUGCAGAAGAUCUACCCCGAGGAGUGGAGCAAUUUUCUGGAGCGCAUGGGGUGCGAGUCGGAGGAGGAGGUGGUUGCGAGGGAGAACGGAGACAGGGAGCUGAGGGCGUGGGCGUCCAACCGCGGCCAGACUCUCUGGCGUACAGUGCGGGGCAUGAUGUACUACAAGAGGGCCAUGGAGCUCCAGGCGUUCCUCGACAUCUCCACAGACCAAGAGUUCUCGGCUGGUUACCGCGCGCUGAAGCAGGCCGCACGGGCGGGCGACAGCAGCAGCCGCGCCACAUGGAAGCAGAUAGAGGCGGUGACGGACCUCAAGUUCACGUACGUCGUCGCCUGCCAGCUGUACGGGCAGCAGAAACAAGCCGGCGACCAGCGGGCAGCUGACAUCUUCGAGCUCAUGAAAACCCACGACGCCUUGCGAGUGGCGUACAUCGACGAAGUAGAGGUGGAGGAUAAGGGCCGGGUCUUCAAAGAAUACUUCUCUGUUCUGGUCAAGGUCUCGCGCGGAGUGGAGCAGGAGAUCUACCGGGUCCGCCUCCCAGGCCAAGCCAAGCUAGGAGAGGGCAAACCGGAGAACCAGAACGCGGCUAUCAUCUUCACGAGGGGGGAGGCGCUGCAAGCGAUCGAUAUGAACCAGGAUAACUACCUUGAGGAGGCGUUCAAGAUGCGGAAUCUGCUGCAGGAGUUUCAGGGGGGAGAGGGGGUGCUGUCGCGGUGCACGGGCGCGCGACCACCCACGAUUCUAGGCGUGCGGGAGCAUAUUUUCACGGGGUCGGUGUCAUCGCUGGGGUGGUUCAUGUCGUGCCAGGAGAGCAGCUUCGUGACGAUCGGACAGAGGAUUCUCGCCUGGCCGCUCAAGGUCCGUUUCCACUACGGCCAUCCGGACGUGUUUGACCGCCUCUUCCACAUCACGCGUGGCGGCGUGAGCAAGGCAUCCCGAGGCAUCAACCUGAGUGAGGACAUCUACGCUGGCAUCAACAGCACGCUCAGGCGCGGCGCAGUCACCCACCACGAGUACAUCCAAGUGGGCAAGGGGCGCGACGUGGGCCUCAAUCAGAUAUCGCUGUUUGAAGCCAAGGUGGCGAAUGGGAACGGAGAGCAGGCGCUGAGCCGGGAUAUCUACCGGAUCGGCUCGCGGUUCGACUUCAUGCGCUCGCUCUCGGCGUACUUUACCACUGUCGGGUUCUACGUCAGCUCAGUGAUAGUGGUGCUGACAGUAUACGCCUUCCUAUACGGCCGCGUGUACCUGUCUCUCAGCGGCGUGGGCAAGUCCCUCAUGAACAACGCCAACAUCUCUGGCUCUGACUCGCUCCAAUCCGCCCUCUCCUCGCAAGCCCUGGUCCAGCUCGGGCUGCUCAUGGCGCUCCCCAUGCUCAUGGAAAUGGGGCUCGAGAGGGGGUUCCGCACCGCCACAGUGGAUUUUAUCCUCAUGCAGCUGCAGCUGGCUUCGGUGUUCUUUACCUUUUCGUUGGGGACCAAGGCGCAUUACUUUGUGCGGACGAUCAUGCAUGGCGGGGCUAAGUACCGGCCGACGGGGCGUGGAUUCGUGGUGCGGCAUGAGAAGUUUGCGGAGAAUUACCGGUUGUUCGCGCGGUCGCACUUCACUGUUGCACUGGAGUUUCUGCUGAUGCUGAUCGUGAUCGCGAUCUACGGCCAGGAUAACAGCUCGUCCAACGGGCUGAGCUACUUCCUGGUGACCUUUUCUAUGUGGUUCCUCUGCAUCUCGUGGCUGUUUGCACCGUUUGUCUUCAACCCGUCCGCGUUUGAGUGGCAAAAAGUGGUGGAGGACUGGGAGGAUUGGCACAGGUGGAUUGGGGCGUAUGGGGGGAUUGGAGUGAAGGGGGAUCGGAGCUGGGAGUCGUGGUGGGAGGAGGAGCAGGAGCACCUCGUGCACACGGGAUGGGUGGGGCGUCUGGUGGAGGUGCUGCUCGCCCUGCGGUUUCUGAUCUACCAGUAUGGGAUUGUGUACACGCUGCAAGUCAACAACGGCAGCACGAGUCUGCUGAUUUAUGGCAUUUCGUGGCUGGUCGUUCUGGGGCUCUUGAUCGUUUUCAAGGUGGUGUCUAUGAGCAGCAAGCGCUUCGGGGCGGACCUGCAGCUGCUGUUCCGCAUCAUCAAGGCGGGCACGUUCUGCUGCCUGGUGAUCGCCCUCGCACUCAUCAUCGGACUCACUUCCUUCACCUGGGGCGACCUGUUCGCAUGCAUCCUCGCUGCCAUCCCCACUGGCUGGUUCAUGCUCCAGGUUGUGCAGGCCAUCCAGCCCAUCAUCCCGAGCAGCAUGUGGGACUCGGUGAAGGGCCUGGCGCGGCUGUACGAGUACCUGUUUGGGCUCAUUCUCUUCAUCCCCAUCGCCGUGCUCGCGUGGUUCCCCUUCGUCUCCGAGUUCCAAACGCGCCUGCUCUUCAACCAGGCCUUCAGCCGAGGCCUGCAGAUCUCCCGCAUUCUUGCAGGGAAGAAGAAGGCCUGAGCUGAGCUGUCGAGCAUGAAUGCUACUAACAGGCGGCGUUGUUAUAUGUAGGCUGUAGCUCUUUUCUUUUUUAUGGCUUGCUAAUGCUAACUAGGGAGAGAGGCCAGUAUGCAAGCUUGGUUCUUGUACUUGCUAUGUGAUACACCAUUCGGGUAUCAUCCAUGCCAAGCCAUGCAUGCAUUCAAGCAGCAAUUAACCUGCGAUGUGCUGGCCUAACAGGCGUGUGGCCUAGAGCCACUUUUGUGAAUAUAUUUUAUCCAAGGAGCAUGGAUGGAUUUGACAGACUCGACGAGCAGAAGCUGAGCUGUCAUGUUGAUGAAGCCAUACCGUGUUUCAUGUUUUAUGUGCUGUGUUUGAUAUUCAUGAAUGU